This is a messenger RNA of Cladocopium goreaui, 2193 nucleotides long. The record is from the annotation of a GenBank genome assembly. NCBI's taxonomy places the organism in Eukaryota, Dinophyceae, Suessiales, Symbiodiniaceae.
AUGCUUUGGCGCUUCACUGUGACCUGGAUUGGUUGGAUCCCUACGCACCAUGCGGGCCGCGAUGGCCGCGGUGUGGAACGCACGGUGCAUCAGCAGUUUUGGUCCGCAAAGCCCGAGACUUGGCCCCCGGAGUGGCGAAGUUUCAGCGGCUUCUGGCAGAGGAGCAACUGGACAUGGCGAUUUUGGACCGAUGAGGAUGAAGAAAGAUUGUUUGCAGAAGAGCUACCGGAGUUUGAGGAGUUGUACCACUGGAUUCCCAACUGUUUGGAUGCCAAAAUCUCUCAAGCUGACCUCUCGGCCUAUGCCAUUUUGUAUGUUCAUGGUGGGGUGUACGCCGACAUGGACACGAUGCCAUUGCUUCCUUUAGAUCCGCUGAUCGAUGCGGCCCUAGAAGCAGCCCUUGGGCGCGACCUGGUGCUGUUGCCCACGAUCAGCCGGCCGGAUGAAGAUCUAGAAAUUCGAGGUGUUGGUGGCCUAGAGGAACCCUUUUCCCUGGAUACAGACUUGAUGGUAUCCACAGCUCCGCGCCAUCCAUUUUUUCUUGAAGCCCUGCGCAGCAUCCGAGAAUAUGUGGUGAAACACAACCAGACGGUUUGCGGUCGCGAUCGCCGUACACCAACCUAUGAUUUGAUGUUUCUGACAGCCUGGGGAAGGCUCAGUAUGCUGGCGCGCAGCUGGCAAAAUGGGCUGAAGCAAUCGCAGCUGCACUUUUUGGAGUCCCUGUUCCUCCGGGAACCAGUGGACGCCACCUUGGUCCACCUGGUGCUGCACGUCUUGCCACACCACGACCUCGAAGACUUAGCGGCGCAGCCGCCGCCGCGCAAACACGGCGCGCGCCUGGAGCGGUGGCUGGAGCGGAUGCAGCGGAUGCCAGGCACCAGAAAAGCGAAGACCUUGCCGUUGCCAGAGGAAUAUGGUGAAGUUCAAGCUCUUUUUCAGGGGGAUGAUCUCAUCUUGGUACCGGUGGCAGUGAGCCCUGCCUAUGACAAGCGCCAGCUACGGGAACUGCAUUUGAAGUGCCGUGACAACAGCAGUUGUUUUCGCGAAAACGUGUCCUCAACGGCGCAGCAGCAGUUCCCUGAACGGGAUCCCAGGAACAACUUCCUGCUCGUCUUCAACGAUGACGGUGGCAUUUGGGAAGGUAGCUGGACUGCUGCUGAACAACAGCAGUUCCGACAGGCGGCAGCUGCAGCAGCGGCAACCGCACGGGACCGGGAACCCUUUACUUCCACCGGCUUUGUGGAAGACUUUCGCUUCCCGAGCCUCCAAGCAGCUGCGGAGGACCAGAGCAGCAUGAACGGAGUGCUUUGUGCUGUUUUCGCUGGCGAUGGCGACAUGGUGCGGCUUCUGGUGCAGCAACGAGCGGAUGUGAACGCGCGGCUGCAUGGCUUGUCGCAGCUGGGCUACUUUGACAGCCAGACACCUUUGAUGGCCGCCCUGAAAUCGCAGCAAGGCGCCUCCGUUGUGUCGGCAUUGCUGGAGAUGCGCGCGGACACGGAGAUCAGAUCAAGGACGGCGAUCAAAUGCAGCUAUUUGGUGCGAUCCCCUGAGCAUGUGGAGUUGUUGCUGGCGGCCCGGGCGGACUUCCAGCACGGCGGGCCUGGGAAGAUCACAGCGCUGGCGGGCGCGGCGGCGUGGGCGUCGGCGGCCACGGUGAAGACCAUCUUGGACGCGGGGUACGAUCCCAACAGCACCAACGCUGAAGACAGUGGCACCUGUUUGGGUCACACCCCUUUGCACAACCUGGCGAUCCACUCCCGCGACAAUCCUGAGGUCAUCGAAUCAGCUAAGCUCUUGCUGGCCUACAGAGCCAAUGUGAAUGCCCGGGUAACUCCCAGUGGACUGGCGAAACUGGGGAGUGCCUUGGCACAGAUCUACGGGAAAGUCAAGAAGAAGCCCUCCAGACAAGCAGCUCGCUCAACAGAAGGUGUCGAACAUUGGCGAGUGCAACACCUGGCAGCCUUGCCCGGCUUGACGCCACUGGGGGUGGUGGCAUGGUCGGGGCACCAGGCGCUGCUGGGCUGGGCUCACCACUCGGAUUCGGAACUGGCCGAGCUUUUGCUGGAACAUCAUGCAGACUUGAGUAUAGCCAACGAGCAGGGCUUCGCACCUCUGGAGCUUGCGCGAGGGUGGGAACAAAGUCAUUUGAUUCCCUUGUGCCUCGGCGAAAGAUGUGGAAAUAUGUGGAACUAG